Molecule: messenger RNA, 1787 nt
Organism: Quercus robur (English oak)
Lineage: Eukaryota; Viridiplantae; Streptophyta; Magnoliopsida; Fagales; Fagaceae
Product: G-type lectin S-receptor-like serine/threonine-protein kinase CES101
Exons: 5
Coding region: 181-1782 (533 amino acids)
Biological process (GO): protein phosphorylation
Molecular function (GO): protein kinase activity; ATP binding
Source: RefSeq, a predicted model, not a curated record
CAUAUGUAAAAUAUCAGUAGUGACGCUGAAGUGCAAUAAACCUCAUGAAAUUGUCAAGCUUCACCCUCCUGUACUCCUUUCUCCUCAUGUAUCCUUGUGGUGGGUUUAAUCUGCACCGUUGCUGAAGUCCACUGCUUCUCCGCCGCUCUCUACAGCAACAGGGGAAUUCAGUUAUCAUUCAUGGCUACCAACGUACAACUUCUCAAAUUUCUGUUCCUGCUGCUCUUCUUCUCAUCCUUCUGGACUCCUCAUGCUCAGCAAGUACCUGAUACUCUCAAACCUGGUGAUAUGCUCACUUCCUCAAGUAGGCUAGUUUCUUCAGAAGGGAGGUUCACUUUGACGUUCACGUGGUCUAGUCUAUUUGAACGUAACUGCACAUUUUUGGUGAUUUCAAGUACUUCUGGUCCCAGCAAGACUUACUUGUGGAUUUCAGGUGCUAACGACUCCAACGUGCUUGGUUUGGAGAACAAAGCAGGAGCAUUGAUAGUUAUGGGCCAAGCUGGGAACCUCAUGACACUAUACUCUUCUACUCAACCUACCAAUAACACUGUCGCUACUUUAUUGGAUUCCGGCAAUUUCAUCUUCCAAGAAGUGUACUCCAAUGGUUCUACAAAGAGGGUGUUAUGGCAAAGUUUUGAUAAUCCAGGGAACACGCUUGUACCGGGUAUGAAAUUAGGAAUAAACCACAAAACUGGUCAAACGUGGUCACUCAGGUCAUGGUUAACAAGGGACCUCCCUAUUCCAGGACCUUUUAGUCUUGAAUGGGAGGGAAGCCAAUUGGUCAUUCGGCGAAGACAGGUGGUUUAUUGGAAAAGUGGGGUCUUGAGAGAGAACCAAUUUGAGAAUAUUUCACCAAAUCUAACAUCUAUGUAUCAUUUCAACAUUGUUUCAAAUGAUGAUGAAGAAUCCUUCUCUUUCGACUCUGAAAAUCAAAUUCAGCCAUCGCAGUGGACCCUUACAGAUAUGGGGAGAUUACAUGAAGGUCAAAAAUCCAUGGCCCGAACAGAUGAAUGUUACGGCUAUAACAUUGAUGGAGGAUGUCAGAAGUGGAACCUGUCAGUGUGUAGGCAACCUGGUUACACAGUUGAACUUAAUCGUAGUUAUCUUGUAAAUGGUGAUGCGAGCUAUACUAUUCCAGAUCCAAAUCUUGGCAUGAUUGAUUGUAAAGCUAAUUGCUCGGCCAACUGUAGCUGUGUAGCUUAUACUACUCUACUUGGAAAUUGGACUGGAUGCCGAUUUUGGACAACUAUUUCGAACUUCACACCAACCGAUAUGGAAAAUUCAGACCAAGUCUAUAUUCUAUCACCAAAGCCUUCUCAGACUGAGACCGUUCCAAUCCGAGAGAAUUCAACUACUCAGUCAGGUAAUAAUGACACAAAUGAUGACAAACAAUUGCUUAGUUCAGAGAUAUCUAUUGGAGAAAAUGGAAUUCCAAAUAAUAGAAAGAAAGCACAUAAUGUAAGCGUAUUUAGUUACGAAUGUAUAACAACCGCCACAAACAAUUUCUCAUUAGAAAGCAAGCUUGGAGAGGGGGGAUUUGGACCUGUUUACAAGGGGAAACUACCAACAGGUCAAGAAAUAGCCGUAAAGCGACUAUCAAGAAUUUCAGGGCAAGGAAUAAUUGAGUUUAAGAAUGAGUUGAUACUCAUAUCUAAACUCCAACACACUAAUCUUGUUAAGCUUCUGGGUUGUUGCAUUUUUGGAGAAGAAAGGAUGUUAAUCUAUGAAUACAUGCCCAAUAAAAGCUUGGACUACUUCUUAUUUGGUUUGAAAAGCAUUUAAAUUUU